AAGCUGGUGCAGAAAAGGUUUGACAAGCUCCUGGACUACCAUAACUGCACCGAGAAGGCUGAGAAGCUGAAGGACAAGAGGACCUUAGAUGAGCUUCAGUCUGCCAGGAACAAUUAUGAGGCUUUGAAUGCCCAGCUUUUGGAUGAGCUGCCCAAAUUCCAUAACUACGCCAAGGAGCUGUUUGCGAGCUGUGUGCGCGGCUAUGCCAACGUUCACUGCGACUUUGUGAAGCUCGCCUUGGAGGAGUUGAAGCCUCUGCUAGAUCUGUUGGGCAUUGGUGGGAGAGAAGGGAACCUGAUCUCCUUAUUCCAGGAGGAGCACAGUAAGGUCUUACAACAGCUCCAGGUCUUCACCUUUUUCCCUGAAAACCCUCCUCCAGCCAAGAAGCCUUUUGAGAGAAAAACUAUAGAGCGGCAGUCUGCUAGAAAGACCGUACCAAGUCCCGCCAAAUACAUACCACAGACAGAUGAACAUCGGGCACUGUUACUGGCUCGUUAUCCACCAGAAAAACUCUUCCAGGCGGACCGCAACUUCAAUGCUGCUCAGGAUUUGGAUGUGUGCGUGCAGGAGGGUGACCUUGUUGGCGUUAUUAAACAACAAGACCCGAUGGGCAGCCAGAACCGAUGGCUGGUAGAUAAUGGA
Molecule: messenger RNA, 642 nt
Organism: Staurois parvus
Lineage: Eukaryota; Metazoa; Chordata; Amphibia; Anura; Ranidae
Source: the annotation of a GenBank genome assembly